AUGGCUUCAUACGCAAUCACCGGAGCCUCUCGGGGCAUUGGCCUCGAAUUCGUGCGCCAGCUCGCCGCCAAUGAAAAUAAUACAGUCCUGGCGAUUGUGCGCAACCCCGAGUCGCAAGCAAUUUCUGAACUUGCUGCCAGCUCCCCCCAACGCGACGUGACUGACCCAAAGUCCAUUCUCGAUGCCGCUUCUGCCGCAGCUGCCAUCACGGGCGGGAAGUUGGAUGUUCUUAUCCACAACUCGAAUGCUGUGGAUGUAGCUACCGUGGGCCUCAGCCCUUCGCAAAUUCCUGUCGAUACUGAAGCGACCCGGAAGUCCUUUGAGCCAUCGCUUUACACGGGCGUCUACGGUAGUCUUUGGGCGACCAACGCCUUCUUGCCCCUGAUUGAGAAGGGCGGCCAGAAGAAGAUUGUGCAUAUCUCAAGCGGCAUGGCAGACUUUGGUCUCAUCAGAAAAGCUGGUAUCACCUACGGUGUCGGAUACUCCGCGGCCAAGGCCGCAAUGAACGUUCAAGUUGCCAAGUACGCCGUGGAGCUUGCGCCGAAAGGGAUCAAGGUGCUAGCGUUGAGUCCUGGAUGGGUCGACACGUGGGACAUGGGAGAGAAACCCGCCGAAGUGGUUCAAGCAACUUCCGGCAUGCUGUCGCUGUUUAGAGCAGUGGAGCCAGAACUGAAGGGACAAAUCCAGCCCGAGGAAAGUGUCAGAAAGUGCCUGCAGGUCAUUCGGGAUCUGGACGCUGAGUCCAGCGGCAUGUUCUUGAGUCACAAUGGAAACCAGACAAACUGGUUCUGA
This is a messenger RNA of Penicillium chermesinum, 792 nucleotides long. RefSeq names its product SDR family oxidoreductase. The transcript is spliced from 3 exons. The coding region runs from base 1 to 792 and encodes 263 amino acids. The record is from RefSeq and is a predicted model, not a curated record. NCBI's taxonomy places the organism in Eukaryota, Fungi, Ascomycota, Eurotiomycetes, Eurotiales, Aspergillaceae. Gene Ontology annotation, molecular function: oxidoreductase activity, acting on the CH-OH group of donors, NAD or NADP as acceptor.